Molecule: messenger RNA, 1745 nt
Organism: Ceutorhynchus assimilis (cabbage seed weevil)
Lineage: Eukaryota; Metazoa; Arthropoda; Insecta; Coleoptera; Curculionidae
Source: the annotation of a GenBank genome assembly
AGAUUUUUUUGUUUGUUUGUCGCAGCUGUGGUUGCGGUUUAGCUGAAAAGGCAGCAUUUUUAUUUUGCUGACUAUUACAAUAUUCUCACUGUGACUUUAUUAGACGCCUCAUAGCAUAGUCCCAUAGGAUUCAAGAAAGACAUAAAAAUGGGCCAAAAAAAAGCACCCAAACCCAACGCCUACUCAAUGUUCGUGCAGGACUUGCAAAAGCAGCACCCCCAAAAGUAUCGCAAAAUGCAAGACGCCUUCGAAUCGGCAGCACCUUUGUGGGCAAGAAUGUCAGCAGAACAGCGCAAGCCUUACGAAGACAGAGCUAACAGAAUAAAAGGUUCAUCUCAACGUUUUACAUCCCAGGGAGUCGAUUUGCGCAUCUUGAACGCCGAAGAACAAUCACGAACUGAAGCGGAGAAAACUGAACGCGAAGAAGUCCAACAGGUUAUUGGUUUAGCAAGUCGAAGGGGAACCUUGGCCAAUGAAACCUUUUUCAUAAUACACUGCAACAUAUUCUGUCACUAUCCAAACAUGAAAAGAUAUUACGGAGCAGAAAUUGCUGUAGUUUGUUUUAAUCUCAAAGACGGCGUAAAACCUGGAAACGUUUUCCAUUUUAUGGUGAAACCAGGUCCCUUACCAAUGGGUUAUAAGUUUGACGCCCAACAACACUCAGAUAAUACUCAUUGUAUUCCAAUCCCAACAGACGAUGACGAAGAAGAUAAUACUAUGGAAAUUUAUUACGCAUUAAAAUCUUUCCUUCAGAAAAAAAAUCAAGGCGGACCUAAUUUGCCAAUAUUAUACGCUAGCAGUAAAAAUGUUAAAGUAGUUAAAGGCAUGUUGGACUAUUGGGCUGGAUGUGACGAAGAUGAAGAUCAAACAUUUAGAGUUUAUGAUUUACAAAAAAUGUUCUUGGAAUUGAGAAAUGCUUGCGCAGGUGAAAUGGUUUGGAGUUCACUUACGUUUAGCGACCGCGAAUUAGAAAAAGACGUUUAUGAUUAUACAGACGAAAUUGCUUGCGAUUUUCACGCAAAGACUCCUAAAACUGUAUAUUGCAGCAAAUCACUUGUCACGCGUUAUGUUUAUAUUGUAUGCGAUAAUUGCAUUAGCGAUUUAGGAAUUGAAUUUAUUUGUGGGCAACAUGUACCAAAGAAAAGUACAAUUCCGCAAGAUAAAGCCUGUGGUUGGAGCGGGGCUAGAGAUUCUGUGGCAGGUAGUAGCUUAAGGGACUUUGACACAGAUUUUGAUUCAAGUUCAAUGGCUGAUACUUGGGAAAAAAGUUCAGUGAGGAGCACAUCGACUGUGGUUUCUCAUUUUGAUGACGAUUUUCCUUCUUUGGGGCAGAGACAGAGGCGCAAUAAUAAUAGCAACGCUUCAGAGACCAAUGUGUCGGCUUCCAGUAGUAGGAGCUAUGCUGGAGUCACCACAAUAAAUACUCCUCAAUCAUUUUUGAGAGACAUGUCCCACUUGUCCUUACAAGGAGGUCCAAGUUCGUCUGCAGGUAUGGGCAGAGGCUUUAGAAGAAGAGAAGAAGACUCUGAUAUGUCUUCGCUCAUUUCAGGUGGUUCGAGAAGUUUGGCCAGCGUUGGCUCUGAUCACUUGGGGGCAGGAAAAGGCAGAGGUUUCAGACCAAAAAAUAUUCCCAGACCUGGACAAUAAUUUUUAUUUAUUUUUUGAUGGGCCAAUAAUGUGCUUUAUUUUUUUUAAAAUUAUUUUAGAACGCUUAUGUAUCUUGAUUUUGCAAAUAUAUUUAAGAA